GAUAGAAAGGCGUUUAAUAGGAGUUCCACUUUGAACACACACAUCCGUAUCCACGCGGGGUAUAAGCCGUAUAAAUGCGAGUUUUGCGGUAAGGGUUUCCACCAAAAGGGCAAUUAUAAGAACCAUAAGCUGACCCAUUCCGGCGAAAAGGCCUAUAAGUGCCAGAUAUGCGGGAAGGCCUUCCAUCAGGUCUAUAAUCUCACCUUUCAUUUGCGCACCGGUAGCUCAAGACACGACGCCGACACUCAAAAGCAACCAUUUAGUUAUGACACGCUAUUCCCCGACAAACGUGCCUAUGGUAUCGACGCCUUCAUCAUAUCAUUCAAUCGGACAACUCUUAUAGGGAUUUGA
Messenger RNA from Oppiella nova, 351 nucleotides. Lineage: Eukaryota; Metazoa; Arthropoda; Arachnida; Sarcoptiformes; Oppiidae. The record is from the annotation of a GenBank genome assembly.